Messenger RNA from Drosophila mauritiana, 554 nucleotides. RefSeq lists its product as uncharacterized. The record is from RefSeq and is a predicted model, not a curated record. Lineage: Eukaryota; Metazoa; Arthropoda; Insecta; Diptera; Drosophilidae. Bases 9 to 425 code for a protein of 138 amino acids. The transcript has 4 exons.
AAAUUACAAUGUGCUUGAAUGCGAACCAAAAGCCUUGUUGCGUGAUAAUUGCCCUGGUUGCGAUUUUUGUAGGAGUUAUAGAGACAUCUUAUGAGUGCUUUCAUUUAGCCUUGCAUGGAAUGAAUAAUUGGUUAGUGGCAGCAUUGAUCGCAUGGAUUCCCAUUUUUAUUGCUGCAAUUUUUCUGAUUAUUGGGGCACUCAGGGAAAUACUUAUUCUUCUGCUUAUCUGGGUAAUAGUGUCACUGAUCUGCGGAGCUGCUUUGAUAAUUAUAAAGAUCGGAUUGAUGAUAUACCUGAAUAGGCUUCGUAUGUAUCUAGAUAUUGUGGUCGCCAUUUUGAAUGUACUAUUUUUAAUGCUGGUCUUCGUUUGGGCGGCCUAUCCUUAUGCAUACAUGCGUGAUCUGAAGGAACAGCAAAAGAUUUGAUAUUAUCACAUGGGCGUAGACGGUGGAAAUAUGAAAUAUAUUGGCAGUGCUCAAAAUUAUUAAUUAACAUUUAAAAAAGAAUAGCCACUUCUCAAGCAACGAUCAAUAAACGUAAAGCCACCACGUGUG